GCAUUCGAACUGUGAGAAAAGAACAAGUAGUAAUCGCUAUAACUAUUUUUUUCUUGACCAAAUAAUGCAUAGCGAAAAAGUAUCUCGAGCUCGUUUAUCAAAUUAAAAUAUUUAUCUCGUUUCGGUGAUUAACUAACUCGUUUUCAUAAGACUUCGCACAUAAUAUAAAUUAAUGCAAACUCAUAAUUUAAUCAGUGUUGUUUAAAUUUUUAUGGAAAUUGCAUUUUAAAUAUUCUUUGACUUGCUAUGACACUUUAAAUUGUCCUACUAUGGAACCUAGAUAGGCAACAAAUGACCAUGAGCUUUUUCUUUAAUUUUCAGGUAUGAUAUGUUAGCUAUGAAAAUGUUCUUGGAUAAAGAAAACUUGCAUAUUAAACUCGAGCUUAAUCAUAUAUAAAUUAUCCUAGUUUUCUUUAUCCAAGAACAUUUCAUAGCUAACAUAUCAUACCUGAAAAUUAAAGAAGAAGCUCAUGGUUGACAAUCGUGACCAUUCCCCUUUAAAUUAUUCAAAAUGUUUAACUUAUCAGAUAUUAAUAGAAGCUAAUUAAAAAUAAAAAAAAAAUUACAAGGAUUUUGCAUUGUAAGUGGCAUAAAAGAACCCUGAUGGUAACAUUGAAAAAUUGUGCAAGGUGUUCCGUGUAACUUCCGAAUGAUAAAAGAUGUAAACCAUUUUUUUUGGUUAAAGUUUUUGUUCGUGUGAAUUUCCAUGGGUGAAAAUAUAUAAAUUAAGUUGUCAAAUUCCUUUUGUCGAUUUCAAUAGUACUUUUCUGACAGGUACAUAAUUAUAUUGUAUGUGUGUUUUUGAAAACAUUAAUCUCGAAAAAAGUGGUCGAAACGUUACUUGGGACAGACUAUAACUCAUUGUGAUAAAUGUUUAUCAUAUUUUUGUCGAUGUAUUUCUAAUUACGAUAUCAUUAAGUCUUUCUACUUUCUAAUGACAAUUGACAAUUCUUAUCAACUGAAUACAGCUUAUAUGGAAAAAAGGGAUCUAAGUGAAGAACUGUAACAUGAAGAUCAUCACGUCACCGUCUUUAAAACUUCAUAAAUUCAUUUAUCACAGAACUCCACAUAAAAUUUAGAAAUAAAAUAUCGCAUACGAUACUUAAUUAUAUAUUUUAUCCUGUAGAUUGUUCUUUCUCUGACUGUUAAACGUUGAAUACUGAAGUCAAGUACUACAUUUCAGAUUCUUUAACUGUUAAUUUAGUGAUUUUUAUUGCAUAUUUUCAAACUCUCAAUUGAACUGACAAAAUGAAUAAAGUUUUGUUAUUUCAAUACAUCUUGUUAUAUAAUAUGUUUUCUGUUUCUAUAAAAAUUUCCUGACGUAAUAAAUCAUUUCUUAUGUUUAGAGUCGCUUUAUUUUAUUUUUUUCAUGUAAAAAGCAAAGACCUCUCUGAUUUUUGCACGUAUACCGUCUGAACACUAGAAAGUUUCGAUUUCAAAGUCGUGUAAAUUGAAAUCGUAAUAAUUUCCGUAUAUAUCCAUGUAUAAUCAAACAAUACUAGUAUACCUGGUAGAUUUCAAACUCGUUUUCCUUCCUCAUUUCUUUUGUUUCCACGUAUAAUCGGUGUAUUGUUGUUUUUUAAUUACACCCAGCAAGGAAAACCGAGAUCGAUGAUCAUCCCAUAUCGAAAGCUUGCGACAGAGAGCAGAAGACUCGCAUACUGCCGCAUCGUAUACGCUAAAGCAGCUUGCUCUUCGACAAAAUACUUCUUGCAUACAAUUUUGAAUAUUUUAUUCUCUUUCGUAUCUCGAAUGAAUUUUCUAAAAAUUCCGUUGGACAAAUUACGCCAGCAAGUCUGCUUUUCAGAGGCUUAUUGAAUUUUUACCUAUCUUGUAUCUCGGAUAAUUAUUUUAAAAUUCUGUUGGACUUAUAUAUAUAUAUAGACACGUGAUCAUUUUAUGACGAUCGUCCAUCACCAGUUUCUCAUCUUCAAAAUUUUGUUGGACUAUUUUAUAGUUACGUGAUCAUUUAACUAUGAUAGUCCAUCACUACGAGAAGGAGUUAAUUGCCCUUCCCUCUUACUACCUCCAUAAGAAACUGCUUCAGAUUGUGCCACCGAUCCUAAUCGCUAUCGGCACCACCGGUAAUGCGCUAUCUUUCCUGGUUAUGAAGAGACACGCCUCUCGAAUACCCAUGUACAAUUACCUUUGCGUAUUGUCAGUUCUGGAUUUACUAGUUUUGUACGUUGGAUUACUGAGACUUUGGGUAGCGCAACUGUGGGACGUGGACCCUAGAAAUGCGUCCAACUGGAUGUGUAAGCUCGUCGUGUUUCUGGGAUACGUGUGCAGUGACGCAUCUGUAUGGACCAUAGUAACGGUCACUGUUGAACGUUUCUUUGCCAUUUGCAAACCGUUUUAUCUUCGGUCUGUAUUCACCUCAAAGAGAUUCACAAAACUCUGGUUAUUUGCGCCGAUUAUCGUAUUUUCUGCCGUAAAUUGCCAUUUCUUUUUCACGGUGGAGUUGCGUACCGUUCAUAACGUGAGCUUAUGUUACUCGGUGGAUUCGUACGAUUUUCUGGUGCACAAGACUUGGCCCUGGAUAGACGCCGCUUUGUAUUCGUUCGUGCCCACAAUAAUCAUUUCUGUUCUCAAUGCCAAAAUAGUUCUGCAAUUCAUCAGAGCCAAGAAGAGAAGAAAACUGCUGAAAAUUCACGAACACAUUUCAGACGACAGCACAAAGCGCAGAAACAAUGGGAAAACAAGCAAUCGAAAAUUUACCGUCAUGAUGCUAAUGGUAUCAAUGAGUUUCCUUGUGACCACGCUGCCUAAUAAUACAGUUCUGAUAAUCACGGCGGUGUGGAAUGACUACGGUACAAGUGCCGAAAACAUUGCCUUGUUCACUUUAAUCAAGACCGUUACAGAACUCCUGAUGUACACCAACCAUGCGAUCAACUUUUUCUUGUAUUGUGCCUCUGGUAGGAAGUUUCGGACCCAAUUAGUUGACAUGUGCCCAGGAUCUAAAAUGAGCGUUCGCUAUGAUAGUGACAAUACUCUUCUGAAUGUGUACGGAAGUGUGAAAAGUACGCGGAAUUAUGGGAUUGAAAUGAAAGAGGCCAGAUUGUAACCUUAUAUCUUUUUUUGAAAUACGAAAUUAUUUCUUAGACUGUCAUUGUAUAUUUAUUUUUAUACCAAGUACGUAACAAACAUAUUGUAUUGAGUUAGCGAGCAAAUUUAAAUUAAUAUUAAACAUAUUAGAGUUACGUUUACAAACUGUUAUGAUAAUAACUACAGGUAUUCCCUCUUUUUUUAUUUUAUCUUCUUAUUUUAUGAUGCAAAACUCAAAGUCAUUUUUCAUUAAAAAAAAAAUACGUAAUUAUCGUUAAUACUGUUAUGGCGGACUCUAGUCACUCUAUGUCACAAGAAAAUUAAACAAAAAGGUGUACAAAUGGGGAUGAUAAUGAAAAGAAGAUACAUGAAAUAUGAAUUAAUCGGACAGAGAGAUGGACUUUUUAAAAUUUCAUCUACAUCAUAUGAUAUACAAGGUAUUGUUUUAAAAAGUUACUUGCAAUAGUAUUGGACUGAAUCCAUUUUAUUCUGAUAUAUAUUAAACUUAUUUUCGUUAGACGAGAA
Messenger RNA from Magallana angulata, 3570 nucleotides. RefSeq names its product probable G-protein coupled receptor 139. Gene Ontology annotation, molecular function: G protein-coupled receptor activity. Gene Ontology annotation, cellular component: plasma membrane. The transcript has a single exon. Lineage: Eukaryota; Metazoa; Mollusca; Bivalvia; Ostreida; Ostreidae. The coding region runs from base 1976 to 3064 and encodes 362 amino acids. The record is from RefSeq and is a predicted model, not a curated record. Gene Ontology annotation, biological process: G protein-coupled receptor signaling pathway.